AAGCUAGUUGCGUGACAACCGUGACCGGUACCUUCAGUGAAAGAUAUGUCUGCGUUAUUUCAAAGGUCUCGAAAUGCAAUGCUGUUGUGGAGUAAACGCGCUGAUUUCGUUUCAGUGCGGUCCAUGGCCUCAAAAACGCCAGUUGGAUUCAUCGGGGUAGGAAACAUGGGCAGUCCAAUGGCCAAAAACCUUCUGAAAAAUGGCUACCCUGUCAUUGUCACUGAUUCCUUCCCAAAGUCCUGUAAAGAGCUGCAGGACAUGGGUGCUCAGGUGGUGGACUAUCCUGCAGAUGUCGCUGAGAAAGCAGAUCGUAUUAUCACCAUGUUACCGUCCAGUCCCAAUGUUAUUGAGGUCUACAAUGGCCCAAAGGGAAUCCUGAAAAAGGUGAAGAAGGGUACACUUUUGAUCGACUCUUCGACCAUUGACCCUGCAGUCUCUAAAGAAAUGGCUGCUGCUGCUGAGAAAAUGGGUGCUGUGUUCAUGGAUGCCCCGGUGUCAGGAGGUGUCGGGGCGGCCAGCUUGGCAAAACUGACCUUCAUGGUCGGAGGAGUGGAGGAGGAGUACAAAGCUGCACAAGAGUUGCUCACAUGCAUGGGAGACAGUGUUGUCUAUUGUGGACAAGUCGGAACCGGACAGGCAGCAAAGAUAUGCAACAACAUGCUUCUGGCAAUUGGGAUGAUUGGAACGGCAGAGACCAUGAACCUUGGUAUCAGGCUGGGUCUGGACCCGAAGCUGCUGACAAAGAUACUCAAUAUGUCGUCGGGUCGUUGCUGGUCCAGUGAUUCAUACAAUCCUGUUCCGGGUGUCAUGGAAGGAGUUCCUUCUGCCAACAACUACCAAAGUGGGUUUGGUACAACUCUAAUGGCCAAGGAUCUUGGUUUGGCCCAAAACAGCGCCACUAACACUAAAACAGCCAUCCCGCUUGGUUCCCUCGCUCACCAGAUCUACCGAGUCAUGUGCUCUGGUGGCUAUGCAAACAAGGACUUCUCGGCGGUCUUCCAAUUCCUUCGCGAAGAGGAGGGACAGUGAAUGGACUGGGAAACACACAAACACCAAAUAAUACUAGCCUGCGAUGCAAUUAACCUGACUUACCUCAAAACAUUAUCCCUCAUCACAGUCUAUGUUCCUAUGUCGUGGUGACCCUGGGUAUCUAGUGACUGAGCCCAUAACUUGUUCUUUAUUAUAAUGCUAAAUAACUGAUAUACCAUAAUAAUACAUCAUAGAUAAUUCAGGAAACCCGAUGCAUGCUCACAUCCAGUAUUGAAUUGUUCUCUGUAUUUUGGUGACUGGUAUGCACCAUCUUCCAGUGAUAGUCUGUAUUGUUUUUAGUUCUCUCUUCUUGUUCGAGUUCAUGUGUCAUUGAGACAAAUUUUCCCCAGUGGAACACUGCUGGUUAUUUUUGUACUGGAUCACAAAAAAAGUUUACUUUAAUAUGCAAACCAUCUCUUUUUGUCCUUGUGGUUGAGGAUACUGCUAUUGAUAUGUGUUCUAUAGCAUACACUGUUAUGCUUCUUUAGUUUUCACCUCGCAUUUAGUUCUACCUUUUGACAGCGCACUUUUGUAUAUAGUGUUGGAUAUGUUUUGUAGUCAAUUUUGCUUUCUAUGUGAACCAGAUACUGUGUCACUCUGUGGCAUCAAAAUAAAAUGUCCUCUGUGAGCAGUGUGAAUGGUUUGUGAAGAGGUUGUAGUCCUAAUCUCAUUUGUCUAUCAAAAUUUGGUCAGUAACCUGGAUCUGACAUAGCGACAUUGUAUGACAUUUUGAAGAAUCAGCUGGUUGCAGGACAUGCUAGCAAUCGAAAAAAUAAGACUUGUUCGAACUAAAAAAUAACGCUGCUAACUUCAAUUUCACAAAAUACGUUCAGAAAAAAUAUAUAAUUUACUUCUACGGGCAAAUACUGAAGCAUGGUUUGUACUUUAAAUCAAAAGAUAGGGUGAGGGAAACCCUGUCUAUUCCACUUUUACAUGAACUAAUUGGGACAAUGUUUUCUGAACUUCGCAAAAACUGGGAUGCUCCUCUCUCAAGUGCCCGUGCUCCCAAAAUAAAUGGAAAUUGUCUUUUUGGACCAUGCCCUAUAUAACGCAUUUGGUAGAUACAACAGCACAAUCAACACAGACUUCUUCUGUUCAGUUCUACAUUGCUCAGGGCCUGACUGGGGAAAAAUGGCAGCCACU
Synchiropus splendidus (mandarinfish) is the source of this 2172-nucleotide messenger RNA. Its product is annotated as 3-hydroxyisobutyrate dehydrogenase, mitochondrial-like. Gene Ontology annotation, cellular component: mitochondrion. The record is from RefSeq and is a predicted model, not a curated record. Gene Ontology annotation, molecular function: NAD binding; 3-hydroxyisobutyrate dehydrogenase activity; NADP binding. Bases 46 to 1029 code for a protein of 327 amino acids. Gene Ontology annotation, biological process: L-valine catabolic process. NCBI's taxonomy places the organism in Eukaryota, Metazoa, Chordata, Actinopteri, Syngnathiformes, Callionymidae. The transcript is spliced from 8 exons.